UUCAGAGUCAGACCGCGACCAGACCAGCAGAGAGAACUCCAACAGGGGCGACUAUGUGCUCUGCGCUGCUCAGCUCAGCACUACGAAAUGCCUUGGACGCUUUAGUGCUCAUCUCCGCUGAGCUGUCAGGGCAACCAGGUUGUUAAACCAGGAUUAAAACAUGUUCAACAAAAAAGGCCCCAGCCUAGGUUCAAGACUCAGAGGGCUAAUAUGGGGUUUGUGCAUUCUCCUACUUUACACCAGCCCACUCUACUGUUUUGCUAAUUUCAGCCAAGCGAAAGGACUCGUCUAUAAGAUUAAAGAAGGAUUACCCGCUGGCGUGUUGAUAGGGGCAGUGGGUUCUGACCUACACUUGGAUUUCUCCCUUGAUCCCCCUCUAUUGUUCAACCUGCCCCAGAAGAAGCCCGGGGACCAGUUCGUCAGUCUGAACAGCUCAACCGGGGAGCUGUUUACAUCGGGGACCGAGAUUGACAGGGAGACGCUCUGUCCCGACACAUCGGACCUCGGCCAGGGCUGCAUCCUCUCUCUGGACAUAUUCGUUCUACCCCAGCAGUAUUUCCAGCUGGUUAAGGUCAAAAUCCUGAUAGAGGAUGUUAACGAUAACCACCCGCGGUUCCCGACCAAUGAGAUCAGAGUGUCGGUUCCCGAGAAUGCGCAGGUCAACGCCCGGUUCGUGGUGGAGCAGUCUGCGACGGACCCCGACCUGGGGUUCAACGGGGUACAGACCUACUGGCUGGUCAACGACUUUGGGGUGUUCACCCUGGACGUGGAGGAGAACGAGGGGGGCGAGCUGACGCCGUUCCUCAUCGUGACGGACGAGCUGGACCGCGAGCACCAGCAAGAGUACGUGACGGACAUAAUCGCCGAGGACGGUGGGAAUCCCCCCCUCCUGGGCACGGCCACGCUGAGGAUUAUCAUCACGGACGUCAACGACAACUGUCCCCAGUUCACAGAGUCGCAGGUCAACGUCACACUGUACGGGAACACGUCUAAGGGAGCUCAGCUGGCACGUCUGCGCGCCUUCGACCCCGACCACGGCGCCAACGCCGCCAUCAGCUACGCGUACAGCGAGCGCGUUCCCCGGGAGACCGGUGCCCUGUUCCACCUGGACCAUGCCACCGGGGCGAUCAAACUGGCCGGCAAGGUCGACGCCAGCACCGGGCGGCUCUACAAGCUCACCGUCCUGGCCAAAGGCCCCGGGUGCAUUCCUGCCGUCGCCGCGGUUACCGUGCACGUGAUCCGAGCGGGUUCUGGCCCGCCCGUCAUCUUGCCACGCUACAUCGCACCGGAGAAGGACGGCGUGGUGACUGUGAAGGAGUCCGAGCUGCCGUUUUCUCCGAUCGCGUUUUUCACAGUUAAGAACACGGACCAGAGAGGACUAAAGACGGAAUGUGUUCUGGAAGGGUCGGGUCCAUUCAGGCUGUCACCUUACAAACUGUUUAAGAACGAGUUUCUGCUGGAGACCACAGAGCCGCUGGACUAUGAACAGAGACGGGACUACGAGCUGACCGUGGUGGCCCGCAGCCCCAAAGGCCUCUUCAUCAAGACCUUCAUUAAAAUCCUGGUGCUGGAUGAGAACGACAACGCACCCAUCUUCAAACUGUCUCUGCAUGAGUUGUCUGUGGAGGAGAACAACCCACCCAACACCUUCCUGACCCAGCUGCAGGCAACGGACAAGGACAGCGAGAGUAGAGGGGAGGUGAUCUACCUGUUGGGCUCAGACGCCCCGUCCAUCUUCCUCCUGGACAGGAUGACCGGCGUCCUCACAGUGUCCGUGUCUCUGGACCGCGAGGAGAAGGAAACCUACAGGUUCAUGGUGAGGGCGGUGGAUCGAGGCUCGCCCAGCAAAGAGUCUAUAGCCACGGUGGUGGUCACUGUGCUUGACCGCAAUGACAACAGCCCGCGCUUCAUCAACAAGGACUUCACCUUCUUCGUCCCGGAGAACUUUCCCGGGUUCGGGGAGAUCGGCAUCCUCUCCGUGGCGGACGCGGACGCGGGCGAGAACGGCUGGGUGGCGCUCUCCAUCAUCAACGGCAGUGACGUGUUCGUGAUCGACACGGGGCGCGGCGCCCUGCGAGCCCGGACGCCCCUGGACCGCGAGCAGCAAGGCACGUAUCACCUCUGGAUCGAGGCUGUCGACGGGGGGGAGCCUGCCCUCUCCUGCGUCACCAUGGUUACGGUCCUCCUCCUGGACGUGAACGACAACCCCCCGGUCGUUUUGUUUCCCCAGUCCAAUCAGUCCUACAUGCUGGUGUUGCCCAGCACGCUCCCAGGGACCUCCAUCACUGAGGUGUACGCCGUGGAUAAAGACACUGGGAUGAACGCCGUCAUCGCCUACAGCAUCAUCCGGAGGAAAGGAGGCGAGCCGGGAUCGUUCGACAUCGACCCCAACACGGGCAACAUCACGCUGAAGAGGGAACUCAGCGACCGAGGCCUGUACAGUCUACUGGUUAAAGUGUCCGAUCACGGUCAUCCAGAGCCACUGCACUCCACGGUCCUGGUCAACCUCUUCGUCAACGAAACGGUCAGCAACGAAAGCUACAUACAGAGCCUCCUCACCAGCGAGGCGGAGAUAGAGAUUGGCGAGGAGAAGCCGUGGUAUGUGGGGAAGCUGACGGAGAGGCCUGGGCCGGAGGGGAUGUUGCCCUGUCGGGUGGUUCUCAUAGGUCUCUCCGUCACCUGCCUGGGACUGCUCUUCUUGGUCAUCACGUUGACUGCCUGUAUAUGCUGCAGGAAACUGAAGAAGCAUAAAAUGAAAAGGCUUGAGGUUGAGAUUCCUCUGAAGAUGAACGGGGACUUGCAUGCGGUGGACAGGAAGCUGAUGCAGAUUUCCAACAUAUGACCAGGCUGAAAGAGCUCAAAUGCAAAAACUCUACAUCAAAACUGUUUACAGCAACUGUUUACAAUACACAGUGAAGUGUAAAAUAUACAGUUUGUGCCCCAAAUGGCAUCCUAUUCCCUAUACAGUGCUCUACCUUUGACCCUAGGCUAUAGGAUCAUGAUUGUUAGUCUUGUAUUUAGGGAAUAGAGUACGAUUUGGGACAGACACAGUUUCCAAAAUCUAGACAUGUUCUGUAUAUAUUGUAUAUAACAUGAAAUGUUUUAUAACUUUAUAACAAGGGGCCUGAAGAGGAAAUGAAUGAAACCAAGGCCUAGGAAAUUACUCCCAAAAUGCAAAAACAUUGUUUUUAUGAAUAUGAGAAUUAAAUAAGUGAGUUCAUGGAGAAUAUUUUCAUUCACAAGAAAAUCUGGAUAAGUUGGAAGUUUGAGGAUUAUACACAUAUCAAUGUUUAUUAGUUGAUUUAUUGAUUGAUUGAUUAACAAUGUCACUGUACAGUACUGUCCAACCUUUGGUUUGCUUUGAGCAAGCUGAUGUUGUCUAGUGUAAACCAAGUGACACAAAUCAAAUACAUAGUUACACUAUUUAAAAAAGAAUCUCCCUGUACUGUAAAAUAUACACAGAAUCACACACAUAUACUCUUUCUCAGGUGUAAGAGAGCUUCAGACCAACAUUUAUUUCACUUCACUACAGAAGUUAAACACUUAAAUGCCAUCCCGCUUUCCAAAUAAUUCAAGUCCAUAUUUUUCCUCAGUCCGCUUGAUUUUGUUUGACAAUUUGGGAUGCGGUCAUGCAAUUUAAAGGUGGCUUCUCCACCCCUGACGACAUUCCCUUGACCGCCUCCUUGCCUGAGCCCUAAAUUGGCAACCUGUCCCCUAUUCUGAAUAGGGUGCAGUUUGGAAUGCGGCCUCACCUCGAAUUGAACUCCUCAACAUGUGAAGAGCUUUGUCCAGUACCAUUGCUGUCUGUCUGUGCAAAAACAACCUUGAGUGAAUAUUAAAAGUUCUCUAUUUUCAUAUUA
Molecule: messenger RNA, 3860 nt
Organism: Esox lucius (northern pike)
Lineage: Eukaryota; Metazoa; Chordata; Actinopteri; Esociformes; Esocidae
Gene: pcdh20
Product: protocadherin-20
Exons: 5
Coding region: 161-2842 (893 amino acids)
Biological process (GO): homophilic cell-cell adhesion
Cellular component (GO): plasma membrane
Molecular function (GO): calcium ion binding
Source: RefSeq, a predicted model, not a curated record